UGGGCUAGUAGUGCAGGUGCCGCUGCGCCGGGGGCCGGGGAGGCUGCGCGCCGAGCCGAGCGGAGCCGGGGAGGGAUGGAGAGCGGGCCGCCGGGGCUGCAGGAGCACCGGCGCGGGGCGUAGGCGGACGCGAGCGGGCGUGAGCAGGCGCUCGGGCGCGAGAAGUGUGCGGGCGCAGGAGCACUUUGCGAUAGGAUGAGGCUCUUGGCUGGCGCGCGGUAGUACUAUGAUUUGGUAUGUGGCCACUUUGAUAGCAAGUGUGAUCAGCACCCGAGGUCUUGCGGCUCAAGCUGCCCACGGCCUACGAGAGGAGCCCGAGUUUGUGACCGCAAGAGCCGGUGAGGGCGUGGUCCUGCGAUGCGACGUGAUUCAUCCGGUGACAGGACAGCCCCCGCCCUAUGUCGUGGAGUGGUUCAAGUUUGGGGUGCCCAUCCCUAUCUUCAUCAAGUUUGGCUACUAUCCACCCCAUGUGGACCCUGAGUAUGCAGGCCGGGCAAGUCUUCACGAUAAAGCAUCCCUGCGGCUGGAGCAGGUCCGCUCUGAGGACCAGGGCUGGUACGAGUGCAAAGUGCUCAUGCUGGACCAGCAGUAUGACACCUUUCACAACGGCAGUUGGGUCCAUCUUACCAUCAACGCCCCUCCCACCUUUACAGAAACACCCCCCCAGUACAUCGAGGCCAAGGAGGGUGGCAGUGUUACCAUGACCUGCACAGCUUUUGGGAACCCCAAGCCCAUUGUCACCUGGCUCAAGGAGGGGACACUCCUAGGUGCUAGUGGGAAAUACCAGGUGAGUGAUGGCAGCCUGACGGUGACAUCGGUCAGUAGGGAGGACAGAGGUGCCUACACCUGUCGUGCGUACAGCAUCCAGGGAGAGGCUGUCCAUACCACUCACCUGCUUGUCCAAGGGCCUCCCUUCAUAGUCUCCCCUCCCGAGAACAUCACUGUCAACAUAUCCCAGGAUGCUCUGCUCACCUGCCGGGCAGAGGCGUAUCCCGGCAACCUCACCUACACCUGGUAUUGGCAGGAUGAGAACGUCUACUUCCAGAACGACCUGAAGUUGAGAGUGCGGAUCCUGAUCGAUGGGACUCUGAUCAUCUUCCGGGUGAAGCCUGAGGAUGCGGGGAAGUACACCUGCGUCCCUAGCAACAGCCUGGGCCGCUCCCCCUCUGCCUCAGCGUACUUAACUGUGCAGUACCCAGCCCGUGUCCUCAACAUGCCCCCCGUCAUCUACGUGCCCGUGGGAAUUCACGGCUAUAUCCGAUGCCCUGUGGAUGCAGAGCCACCGGCCACCGUGGUCAAGUGGAAUAAGGAUGGCCGCCCCCUGCAGGUCGAGAAGAACCUGGGUUGGACCUUGAUGGAGGAUGGCUCCAUUCGGAUCGAGGAGGCCACAGAGGAGGCCCUUGGCACUUACACCUGUGUGCCUUACAACACCUUGGGGACCAUGGGCCAGUCUGCUCCCGCACGGCUUGUCCUGAAGGACCCCCCGUAUUUUACGGUGCUACCAGGCUGGGAAUAUAGGCAAGAGGCCGGCCGGGAGCUGCUCAUUCCCUGUGCUGCUGCAGGGGACCCUUUCCCUGUCAUCACAUGGAGAAAGGUAGGGAAGCCCAGCAGAAGCAAGCACAAUGCCCUGCCCAGCGGGAGUCUCCAGUUCCGAGCCCUGAGUAAGGAGGACCACGGGGAGUGGGAGUGCAUCGCCACCAACGUGGUCACCAGCAUCACUGCCAGUACCCACCUGACCGUCAUCGGCACCAGCCCCCAUGCCCCGGGCAGUGUCCGGGUCCAGGUCUCCAUGACAACUGCCAACGUGUCCUGGGAGCCAGGCUAUGAUGGAGGAUUCGAGCAGACAUUCUCAGUUUGGUACGGACCUCUGAUGAAGCGGGCACAGUUUGGGCCCCAUGACUGGCUGUCUUUGCCAGUGCCACCGGGACCCAGCUGGUUGCUAGUGGACGCCCUGGAGCCUGAGACAGCAUACCAGUUCAGCGUCCUGGCCCAGAACAAGCUGGGAACGAGCGCCUUCAGUGAGGUGGUCACUGUGAACACUUUAGCAUUCCCUAUCACAACUCCAGAACCCCUGGUGCUGGUUACCCCACCAAGGUGCCUCACAGCCAACCGGACCCAGCAGGGUGUGCUCCUGUCUUGGCUCCCCCCUGCCAAUCACAGCUUUCCCAUUGACCGCUACAUCAUGGAAUACCGCGUCGGGGAGCACUGGGAGACGUUAGAUGGUGCCAUCCCAGGCACUGAUGGAGACUUCUUUGCCAAGGAUCUGUCACAGGACACCUGGUACGAAUUCCGGGUUCUGGCCGUCAUGCAGGAUCUGAUCAGCGAGCCCAGCAACAUCGCCGGCGUCUCCAGCACAGACAUCUUCCCACAGCCGGACCUGACUGAUGACGGGCUAGCUCGGCCUGUGUUGGCUGGAAUCGUAGCUACCAUCUGCUUCUUGGCAGCUGCCAUCCUGUUCAGCACCCUGGCCGCCUGCUUUGUCAACAAGCAGCGCAAACGUAAGCUCAAGCGCAAAAAAGAUCCUCCACUCUCCAUCACUCACUGCAGAAAGAGCCUAGAGUCUCCCUUGUCGUCUGGCAAGGUGAGCCCCGAGAGCAUCCGCACGCUUCGGGCCCCGUCGGAGUCCUCUGACGACCAAGGCCAGCCGGCAGCCAAGAGGAUGCUGAGUCCCACCCGGGAGAAGGAGCUGUCGUUGUACAAGAAGACCAAGAGGGCCAUCAGCAGCAAGAAGUACAGCGUGGCCAAGGCUGAGGCCGAGGCCGAGGCCACGACGCCCAUCGAGCUCAUCAGCAGAGGCCCCGACGGCCGCUUCGUGAUGGAUCCCUCUGAGAUGGAGCCCUCGAUUAAGAGCAGACGCAUCGAGGGCUUUCCCUUUGCCGAGGAGACGGACAUGUACCCCGAGUUCCGCCAGUCGGACGAGGAGAACGAGGACCCGCUGGUGCCCACAUCGGUGGCUGCCCUGAAGUCCCAGCUGACCCCUCUGUCAUCCAGCCAGGAGUCCUACCUGCCACCACCAGCAUACAGCCCUCGGUUCCAGCCCCGUGGGCUGGAGGGCCCCGGCGGCCUGGAAGGUCGGCUCCAGGCCACAGGCCAGGCCAGACCUCCCGCCCCCCGGCCCUUCCACCAUGGCCAGUAUUAUGGGUACCUCGGCAGCAGCAGUCCUGGGGAGGUGGAACCGCCACCCUUCUACAUGCCGGAAGUGGGCAGCCCCUUGAGCUCGGUCAUGUCCUCCCCACCCCUGCACACUGAGGGGCCUUUCGGCCACCCCACCAUUCCUGAGGAAAACGGAGAGAACGCUUCCAACAGCACGCUGCCCUUGACUCAGACACCCACAGGAGGGCGCUCCCCUGAGCCCUGGGGCCGGCCAGAAUUCCCCUUUGGGGGACUGGAAACCCCAGCCAUGAUGUUUCCCCACCAGCUGCACCCCUGUGAUGUAGCCGAGAGUCUGCAGCCCAAGGCCUGCCUCCCCCGAGGACUGCCCCCCACCUCCCUGCAGGUGCCCGCGGCCUACCCGGGCAUCCUGUCUCUGGAGGCGCCAAAGGGCUGGGCGGGCAAGUCGCCGGGCAGAGGCCCCGCCCCAGUGCCCACCUCCGCUAAGUGGCAGGACAGACCUAUGCAACCUCUGGUGAGCCAAGGGCAGCUAAGACAUACCAGCCAAGGUAUGGGCAUACCCGUGUUGCCUUACCCCGAGCCGGCCGAGCCCGGGGGGCAAAGCGGCCCCAGCACAUUUGGCCUGGACACCCGGUGGUACGAGCCCCAGCCCCGGCCCCGGCCCAGCCCCCGGCAGGCCAGGCGCGCCGAGCCCAGUUUACAUCAAGUGGUGCUACAGCCCUCCCGGCUCUCGCCUCUGACCCAAAGCCCCCUCAGCUCCCGCACCGGCUCCCCCGAGCUUGCCGCCCGGGCCCGGCCUCGCCCGGGCCUCCUGCAGCAGGCAGAGAUGUCGGAGAUCGCCCUGCAGCCGCCGGCCGCUGUCAGCUUCUCUCAAAAGUCCACGCCGUCCACGGGCUCGCCUUCCCAGAGCAGCCGUAGCGGGAGCCCCAGCUACCGGCCCACCAUGGGCUUCACCACGCUGGCCACAGGCUACCCUUCCCCUCCGCCAGGCCCUGUAGGGCCUGCGGACAACCUGGAUGUGUUUGGACAGACGCCUUCCCCUCGAAGGAUGGGGGAGGAACUGCUCAGACCAGAGCCCCCCCCACCGCCAUUACCUACUUCAGGAACACAUGCACCUGCACCCGGGAAUGCUGCUGCACCUGAGAGGCUGGAGGCUCUGAAAUACCAACGGAUAAAGAAGCCCAAAAAGUCAUCCAAGGGCUCUUCGAAGUCAAAGAAACGAUCCGACGGUUCUGCCUCCCAGGCUCAGCAGCCUCCAGACUCCCAGGUUCUGUGGCCCGAAGAAGCCGUCUGCCUCCGAAAGAAGAAGAGACAUUCUCGGCCUGACCCCUUUGCCCGCCUCUCAGACCUGUGCCACCGCCAGCUUCCGGAAGAUCAGACAGCGAUUCUCAACAGCGUGGAUCACGACGACCCCGGCCACGCCACCUUGCUGUGAAACGACGCAACUCUAAGUGGUCCCAGUGCGGCAGCGCUGGGCUGAGGGGCAGGGGAGGGAGGAUGAGGGUGCCAGCAGAGGGGCAGUUUCGGGGGCUGCUCCGACCUUUGUUCUGCUCAUUCUCUCUCCGGCGAGAGUGUUGCCUCCUCCGAAGCCUGGCCAGCGGGUCUCGCUUUGGGGAUAGCGGGCCAGGGGCAGACCUGUAGGUAGAGAUCAGGAAGUGAACUGGGGACAAGGAGAGAUCUGCCUCCUUCCCACCUCUCCCCUCUUCACUGGCUUGAUUUUUCUCACCUCUUCAAAUACCUUUGGAAGUGAAGAAGGGGAAAGCAAUGGCUUUUACUGCUCUCUGCUUCUGUUUCAGUUUUUCAAGUCCUGGAAGAGGGCUGGACUGCCCAACCCAUCUUCCGAAUCUACAUAUAUAUAGAUAUAGAUACAAAUGCAUAUGUAUGUAGUUGGUGGGUUUCUCUAUGUAUAUAUAUGUACAUUGAAGCAAAGUGCUGUUUGUUUCUGUGGUCGGUGAAGGAAGGAGGAAGAGGGCAGCAGACGGGUUUGUAAGGAGGACCGGCAGAGAGCCGGCUGGGCGUCCUGAUGUCUGUCCUGGGUGUUAGUCCUCCUGAAACAGGAUUCAUGACUUCUCAGCUGAACGCACCGUUCGUUUCUCUACCCUCUCCUGUCCAGAGCAGAAAUGGGGCUUGCCAUGAUUGCCAGCGGCCUGCUUUAGGGGUUCAGUAAUGAGUUACCACAGAACUAAACACAAGCCCUUAUUUCUUGGUUUCUGGGUGAAGAGAGGGUGGCCAGCAAAGGGCCAGACUGGUACCUUUCUUUCUUCCAUGGUCUGGCUCGUGCUACGGAAGUGGAAGCUGCUUAGCAGUGGGGCCAAGAGGCAGGUCCUGAUGCACAAACUUGAGCUCGUCCGUCAGUCCCUCUUGGUCCAGCCGGGGCCGGGAGCCCUGUGGCCAAAGGGCCUCCCGCUCUGGAGCCAUCUGUGCUGCGCACCAGGCUGCCGCGGCUCUAUUUAUAUCCUGCUUCUGGCUCGGCACCCUCUGGAGUACUGUUCCAAAGGCGCUGAUUGGAUUCCUCCUUUCCUUUUGUGGGAGCUAAUUCCCCAGAUUGAUUAAUUGCCACUUGUGGGGAGCCUGCCUGCGGCUCCUUUCCAUCUCUCCACGUGCUGCCUGCAAACUCCUCUUUGCCCUGGGCCCUCCUCCAUCCCGUGGACCCAAGCUCCAACAGGAUGGGAUCAGAUGAAGCCAGGGUGCCUCAGGUUUCCAGGUUCUGGGGGCACUCUGGAUCCUCUUUCCCCUCAGUUUUAUUUAUGUGGAACUGGCUGAGGUGGGGGGAAGGGGUGGUGAAGGUAGAAGGGGUGGUAGGUGGGGGCCUGGGCUCUGAUCCUUUCUUUGCCAAAAUCUUGUCCGAGUUCAGACUAUUAGCACCCAGGAGCGUCUGUGAGGCCGUCUUACGGUGACUAAAGAUGGAUCUUCCUCUUGCAGUGAGAUAGUGGUACUGCCUAAGAGCAGGGCAGAAGGUCCUGAAGACGGAUGGGGUGCCUCUGCUCUUUCCCCUCUUCUUCCGCAGGAGCCUGCCCUCUGGCUGCCUGGGAAUAAAGGUGGCUAUCAGGUUCCUUGAAGUAUUUCCUUCUUGGUGCUGUUGUCUUGGCGGGUUUGGGGACAUCUACCUCUCCCCAGUUGCCUGCUUGGAUGCUGGCCAAGUCAAAGCACUAGAGGCUUCUGCUGGUCUCACUGCAGUUGCUAGUGGCUUAGCCCUGAUGACCUCAGCAGGGGGAGGCUCUGGGAGCUGGGGAGCUGCUCUUGCUGGGAGCUUCUGUCUUAGGGAACGGAUUCUUCUCUGCCACAAGCCCUGGUGCUUCCUUUCUCUGGCCUAGCGAGGGGGGGACCGGCUCUGAUGUUGGGGUUCUGCCACAUGUCACACAACCAGAGUUCCUUUCUGAGGGUGGUGAGUCAUCGUGACAGAGGGGGGAAGGGGCAGUUUCUGGCCCUCAUCUUGUUGACUGCUCCACUCUCCUGGGCUGGGCCUGUGCCCUUGGGGUGGAGCCUGGACCUUCCGGCUAACGCCCUUCUCUGGGGAUCCAAGACCCCCCACUUGACCACUGGGCGGCAGCUCCAGCGAAACGGAAAAGCAGAGGUUGGGCGACUCCGUCUGCUUUUCCAAGCAGCACUACCUCUGCCACCGCGCCCGAUAAGUGACUCGCUGAGUACCUCUCCUAGGGCAUGUGGGGAAUGGACACGGAUUCACACUGGGUCAGUUUGUAGCCUCUCUCGGUGUGUGGUUUGCUGACCGGGGCGAAUCCUGGCCAAAAUGUGAAUGUGGGAUGCCAGGGCUGUAGGACUUCAGAGUGGAUUGGGCCAAUCUUUCUGAGCCCUGUGCUGGGAGUUCCAGGUUCUGAGCUUAGCAGAGAAGAGGAGAAGAUGAGGUGGAAGGCUUUGCCUCUUUAGGAUGUCCUACAAGGUUGAGAGCCAACCUCUGGGCUGAGGUGCCUCAGACUCUGGCUGUGCUUUCCCAAGGGGCCCACCAGCAAGCUAUCUCCAGGGCUAACAAAGGUACUGACCCCUGUCUUCUCUUCUUCCUCUGGCGGUGCCCCUUACCUCAGCACAUCAGACCAAAUGGUGGGAGCUGUGCUUUUCGCUGGCCACUGAGUGGCAGCUCUGCUGGGGCAUCCCCAAGGCUAGGCAAAGGACACACUCUCAACGGCCUCACACUCAUUUCUCCUCCCAAGACGGAGUCCUCCUUGUGACAGUGUCCUUGAAGCCCAGCAGCCUUCCUGCACCCCUGGGAGCUAUUUCAGCCCUUCCUUGAAGGACUGCAGUGGAAAUUGGCAGACUACGGUCCCCUCUGUCCAUGUGAUGGAGGGUAAAGAUGUCGUAGGCACACACUUCCGUGCUGGGUGUGUGCACGCGUGUGAGGGUGUGGUUGUGCACGGUGUGUGUGAUGGGGGUGUAGCCAUUUCUAGGAACCAAAUGUCCUUCAUACUCUGCCCUUGAACAAUUGCGAUGUGCACUCUUGAGCUUCCUACGACUUUUGUGCUCCAUUCCGUGGGCGAUCAAAUGUCUUCCAGACUUCCUCUUUUAUGGUCUGGUACCUUUGCAGUAGAAACAGCUCACCUGUGUCUCAGAGCCUGCCCCUUCAUUCUGCACCCUGACUAGAAACUGUGACUGUUUCAGGGUUAGGUGAUUCGCAGACCGGGACAAGGGUAACAGGAUUCUCGAAGGAGCCUGAAGCUGAAAGCAUGUAGGAGGGUCUGAGACUGCAAUUGUUUGGGGAAGAGAUGAGCAAUAAGGAGAAGGCAAAUCCUGUUUCUUGAUUGCUGGCUCACCACACCGAGUGGGUUUCCUCGCUUGCGUGGGGCCACGUGUGGAUCGUCGUUUGUGGCCAAGUUCAGCACGCGCUGGUGAGCCCCACCACUGUAUCUCCCCACCUGCCUCCCUAGCUUCUUUCCUUGAGAGCUGAGGGGGCACGAGAGACCUUUGGAGACUCCACUUUGUCUGUAGGAAGGAUGCUUCAUCCCACAGGGCUGGUGGGGUUGGUGCCCCACUUUGAAGAGCCUGUGUCCAAUGAUCACGCUCUUGGGGGCAUCUCAAGCAGGGGUGGAUUGGGGUAAGUUUUAAUAUUUUUCAAUGCUGUCUUUAUUUUGAUUUGGGAUCUAGAAUAUUUAGGGUUGUACUGAUUCCAGUUGUUUUCCUGUAUCUUUUUUAUGCAGAGGAAACUGGGUAGGGUUCAGAUGUGGACUUUCCUGACUAGUUUGGUUUUUGUUUUAUCUUGUUUUGUGUUUUGUUGAGUUGACAAAACAGUAGCUUCAAGGGAGAAACAGCCUUCACCAAGCAUCAGGGCGACUUUGCCACUCCCCGGGAUUAGAAUCCAGGGCUGAGGUGUGCGUGGCUGCAGCUGUUUCUUCCAGUUUUGUUAGAAAAGCCUUCUGGGGGGUUGGGGUGGGUUGGGGGGAGAAUUGUACAUAAAGUACAUUUUAUUGUUACAUAGAAACAUAAGAAAAGAGAAGCUAAUGGUUACUCUUGGGCUUGCUUUGCUUGCAUGUAAAGGAGCUUUGGGCGCCAUCACAGGGAUUUCUGGGGAGCAGUAGGAAGGAGUCAAAGGGGAGAGAUGGGUGGGAGCAAGGGUGGCUCCCCUGAGUGCAUCCCCACUGCUCCCCCUGGGGAAGAGUGCACAUUUUCACCAGCCCUUCUGGGCCAGCUCUGCCUUCAUAUCUUCUCCAAAACAAAGGGAGGCAGGCUCCGGCAGGCUGGAGGCUUGGAGCCCCAUGGAGCUGCGCUUGUUGCUUUGGGGAAAGGGUCCAGAUCUAAACUGAAUAAGGGAAUUGAUUGGGUGGGGUGUUUCAGGAAAGGGAGUUAGAGAGUUGGAGCACAGAAAGGAGGUCGGAUUCUUUUGCCUAGUGUCUGUAAGUCUGGAAGGGGAAUAGAGAGCUAGGUCAAGCAUAAAGUAGAAAGAGGGUGGGGAUCCUGAGAUAUGACAGUAAGGCCAAAGCCAGGGGACAUCAAGCCUUACCUUUCUCUUUGGGGCAUGUGAUAGCUUAGUUACCCCUGAGGGUGCAGUGUGUAAGUUGGGGGAGUCAUCCCAAGAAAGGAAAGAGGUGCGGUUGCCUGGGGUGGGGCAGGCUGGGGAGUACUGGCAGUGAAGAUCAUUUAGGGGACAGGUGUGGGAGGGUGAUACAGUCGCUGAAAAAAGACUGAGGGGUGGGGUCUUGGCACAUAGGCCCUGACUGGAUCUUGGAAGAGGUCUUGCUUCUUAGCUAGACUUCCUUGCUUCUUCUAGAAUUAGCCUAUAACACGAAGUGCCCAAACCAAACAUGGUCAUAUUCUCUGUGAUGUCUUUCAGCUUCAUCUGUUUGUUUUCAGGGGUUCCUCAGGCCCAAAGCUAGGAGUCUUGAGAUCCCCAUCGUAUUGCCAGCUCUGUGUCAGUAGAGGAGGAAGACUCGUUCUCCUGAGCUUCAUGUGUGUGUUUUCAUAAGCAGAAGUGGCAGGUGGCCUUUUCCCUCUCUCCCAUGAUCUUAAACUUCUCGUAAGACAUUGUUGCUGGUGAAGGAGAGGAAGGACCGGGGUUUGCAUUUGCAUUUGUCACCCUUUCUUCUUGAGGCACAGAGACUGCCUUCAGAACGUGAAGUCACGCAGUGGUUUAUACCUAGACGUUUGGUUCUCACUUUCUCCUCCUUUGACAGGGUAAGGCCACCAGUCUUAUUGACAUAGAAGGACAAAAGAGUUUCACCCUAAAGGCAGACCGGCCAUUCUACUAUCCUCUUUGAUGUCUCCAACCCUGCCUCCUUUCAGAUUGAGAGGCAGAAUUAAAAAUCUCUUUAGAAGAAGUCCAUAAAAGUCAAGCCCAGGUGGGACUUGAGCCCUCCUAGCACCUUGAUGUUUGCUUAAGGAGGGGUAUCCAUCACCACCCCUCCUUCUGACUGGUUGUGAAACCACACUGGUCCAGUGCUUUAUUUCUGGGCCCCCUGUCUAUACUUUCAAAUAAGUCUGUCAUGAACAAAUAUAAUAUCCUUACCACCUGCUCUGUUUUGGGUUGCUGAGAGGGUAGAAGUGUUUUCAUUACCUCAUUUUAAGCUGGUCACAUAAUUUCCAACAGAUUGGGUCUGAUUCAAAGACUCUCCUUACCCCAAAGGUUUCUGGGUAGGAUAAAGAAAAAUUAAGCAUUAGUGCAAAUAUCAUUAAUGGCUCGCCACACCUUAUAGAAGGAUAGUUGAAGUAUCUUGGUUAAGAAAUACUUUGGUAGGACAGCAACCAGCAAUUGAAAUCACUUAGGUAUUUUCUUCUGUGAUGGGUCUGUCGUAGUAGUUGGGGUUUCUGAAGAGGGCUGAAGGAGUAAUUGCCAGCUCUGGACCCCUCGCUGGGAGAGCUAGAUUGGGCAGUUAGAUUCUCAGUUCCUAUCCCUGGUACCUUGGCUCUUUGCCUGUCCCAUCUCACUAGACGGGGAUGUGAAUGGCUGUCUGGGCCUCUUGUUCUUUUUGGUCUUGAAGAAAUGUGUUCCACCAUCAGCACCUCUCCCUGGCACUGGAUUUCCUGGAUUUAUUUUAGGAACUAGGACAAACUCUCCACCUCCACCCCAUAUACGCACCAGUUAGGCCUUUCCUUCCUUACCCCACUUCUUUAUGGCUCCAGGGACCUUGAACUUGUGCAUGGUUUACGAUGGGGAGAUGGUUGGGUGGGGAAGGGAAUCUGGGAGGGGAGAUGGGUUGGGCCGGGAGGGGGGAUUUCCAUUUUCAGCCUUAGAAAUACUGCCAGCAUGCUUUUGGGUGAUGUGUGGGGUUUUCACAUAGUAGGUGGAAGGGGCAAAUGCUGACCCCCCUCAUGGGUGAUGAGAACUUAGAGGCUUUUUGCUUCCUUUUGGCUUAGGGCAUCUAUGAAGCCUAGUUUCUCACGGAGGGAAAUAAACCUCCUCACGGUCAUCUUGCAGUCAUUGGAAGGCAACUGUCAGUCAUUCUUCAGUGAAGAUCUAUAUUGCCUAUGCGAGCGAUGAGAGGUCUGUCCUGAGUAGAUAGUGUCCUAGCUGGGUCAGAGAAAUGGGGCUGUCUCACAUGUCGCUCUGAAGUUGCUAGGUCAUCUCCCUAGUCUCCAGCUCCAGCCGGCUGUCUAGUCUGUGUUCCUUUCCUGGGCUCAGGAAGUGAGAAUGUGUGUGCUGUGUGGGUGUGAGGGUGUCUGGUUUAUCUGUGGGUGUGAGUGUGUGGGGUGUGAGAG
Molecule: messenger RNA, 11250 nt
Organism: Ailuropoda melanoleuca (giant panda)
Lineage: Eukaryota; Metazoa; Chordata; Mammalia; Carnivora; Ursidae
Gene: IGSF9B
Product: immunoglobulin superfamily member 9B
Exons: 20
Coding region: 227-4546 (1439 amino acids)
Cellular component (GO): neuron projection
Molecular function (GO): protein binding
Source: RefSeq, a predicted model, not a curated record